UCUCAGCCCAGAUUAUCGCUGCCUGGCUCCUAUUAUUAUAAUCACCUCUCUACUCCAUGGCGUCCUCUCAGACUGCGUCCUCCGCUCUGGAACGACUCACCUUUAACAACACCGCGUUGAAACGGCUCCCGGUAGAUGUCUCCGCCGAGCCCGGCUCCAGGACUGUCCAGGGAGCGUGUUUCUCCCGUGUCGGCUCUCUUCAUCCACUGCUCCGGCCCAGAAUCGUGGCGCUGUCCCAGUCAUCUUUCUCUCUACUGGGCCUGAGUGCGCAAGACGUGCUGGACGACCCUCUGGCCCCGGAGUAUUUGAGCGGCUCCAGGCUGCUGCCUGGUUCCGAGCCGGCUGCACACUGCUACUGCGGGCAUCAGUUUGGGCUGUUCGCGGGUCAGCUGGGUGAUGGAGCGGUCAUGUAUCUGGGGGAGGUGGAGUCGGAUACCCAAGGACAUUGGGAGAUACAGGUGAAAGGUGCUGGAGUCACACCUUACUCCAGAGACGGUGAUGGUAGGAAGGUGCUUCGCUCCAGCAUCAGAGAGUUCCUAUGCAGCGAAGCCAUGUUUGCCCUGGGGAUCCCCACCACCCGAGCAGCAUCCCUUGUUACCUCUGACCUCCACGUCGGCAGAGCCUCCAACAAUGGUGAACGGAUUCCGGAGCAUUGCUCAGUUGUCAUGCGUCUCUCCCCUUCUUUCAUCAGAUUUGGCUCCUUUGAGAUCUUCCUGAGCCGGGAUGAAUUCUCUGGCCUGCAGGGUCCCAGUGCGGGGCGCCAUGACAUCCGUGCUCAGCUGCUGGAUUAUGUGAUUGAGAGUUUCUAUCCACACAUUCAGCAGGCUCACAACAACAGGAAAGAAAGAAAUCUCUCUUUUUUUAGAGAGGUGAUGAUGCGGACUGCAAAGCUGGUGGCCCAGUGGCAGUGUGUUGGAUUUUGCCAUGGUGUCCUCAACACAGACAAUAUGAGCAUCCUGGGUCUGACUCUGGACUAUGGGCCCUUUGGUUUCAUGGACAGAUUUGAUCCAGAUUUUGUCUGCAAUGCCUCAGACAAAAGGAGGCGCUAUUCGUACCAAGCGCAGCCCUCCGUGUGCCGCUGGAACCUGGCCCGUCUGGCCGAGGCGUUGGGCUCUGAACUGAAGGCAGCGGAUGCAGGAGCGGUGCUGGAUGAUUUUAUGCCCACUUACGAGGCUUUCUACCUGUGUGGCAUGAGAAAAAAGUUGGGACUCGUGAGAACAGAAGAGGCAGAGGACAGAGAAGUUGUGUCAGACCUAUUGCGGGUCAUGCACAACACAGGGGCUGAUUUCACCAACACUUUUCGCCUUCUGAGCCGUGUACCUUGGCCUGAGGGAGGAGAUGAUGAGAGGGCCACUGUGGGGCCAGUGGUGGACCUCAUUCUAAAGCAGUGUGCCUCCAUUGAGGAGUUAAAGGUGGCUAAUAAGCCUACGAUGGAGGACCGUGAACUGGCAAUGAUUCUGUCCAUGGCACACACCAACCCAGUUAUGUUCGGAAUGGUAGCAGACGGGCCAGACGUGGCCCAGCAGCUGGAACUCAUGGGCCGGCUAAAAGAGCUCCUAGAGACGGAUCAAGAAGAGCUGAAAGAAAAACAACGCGAUGACUGGAUCCGCUGGAUUUGCCGAUACAGGAGGCGCUUAGGCCGGGAGUUUGAUGGCACACGUGACUUGCACCUUGUUAAAAAAGAGAGGCUAAGCAUGAUGAACAGGAGCAAUCCCCGUGUGGUUCUUCGCAACUACAUUGCACAGAAUGCUAUUCAAGCAGCAGAUAAAGGAGACUUCUCUGAGGUUAACAGAAUUCUGAAAGUUCUGGAGGACCCGUACACAGACCCUGAACCUUUGUGCCAACAAGAUGGAACAUGUGAUGAAAAAGAGAAGCGGUUUGCUGAUGGCUACGAUGCUAAGCCUCCUGCUUGGGCUCAAAAAAUUUGCAUCACUUGAUCCACUUAGAGCCUCCCUAGGCUGCUGCUGCGAGAAAGAGAGAGAGAGAGCAACGUCUGUUUUCACUGCUGGAGUACAGCAAACAGAUUAUUUGUCAUAUGUUUAUGUUACAUCUAAAACAUGACAUAGAUAGGAGAAGAACAUUUACAUCAGCCACCCAGUUAGUUUCUCUCAGACUCUCUUCUGUUGCAUAAAGGGAGGAUGUUAUUUUGUGGUGUGUUCCGCCAUUCAUUUUUGCGCAGAAUUAAGUUUGAUCAAAUUGCAAGGCAGUUUUAUAUGUAAAAAAUAAUAUUAGAGUUUAUAGUAGAAAAAAUCUUCAAAACUAUUGGUACCUCUGUAUUUAUGUGUAAAAAGUCUUUAAACAAAGUCAUAUUUAAUUUCAUAAGCCUAAUAUUACACCAACAAACUGAGAAAAAUUAGAUUAUUUUAAUCAGUUUGGCAAUACUUCAAAUAGAAACCAUAAAAUCAAAAAAAAAAAAAAAGGAUACAAAAAAUCUACCAGGUUUAGUUUUUCAUCAAAUGUCCAUCAUGGAAAACAACUGCUAAAAAAGUCUAGUUGACAAAAACUAGAUCUAUGAAAACCAGAUCAGGUUUCCAUACCAAUACUUUAUUAUUUAAUAAAUUCUGUCCUUAUUCAAAAUACCAGAAACUUGCCUAAUGCCACAUAGACCUUCAGUGAAAAGACAAACACUACACAAUGGUUUAGUGGAAGAGAAUGAUUCACGUGGAAAAGAACCUCGUUCCCAGUGUGAAGUACGGUGGAGGAACUAUGAUGCUGUGGACCUGCUUCAUCAAGAAACAUUUUGGGAACCCUAUUGGAGUGGAUAACUCUUUUAAUACCAGGAGUAUUUCAGCAACGGCACUAACAAAGAAAUUGUUAAUAUGCCAUACAAUCACUAUAUCAUAAAAAAUAUUUAUAACUUCUACUCCAAGGAUGCCAAUAAGUAUGCAGGGCACUGUCAAUUUAGCAAUACACUUCAAUUACUGUUUUUUAUAGACUGAAUGGAAUCAGGUGGACUUGCACUGUGUCAAAGCUCAUAUUGACAAACGUACAACUUCAUAAUAAUUCUAAUGCGGAUGAAGAAUGACGGCUCAGAUGACCAGUCACAUAGUGACCUGUCUGAGCCUGAAGCUAUGGGAACACACCAGAAACUUACACCUAAACGAAACAAUCACUGGACUGAAUUUUAGCCUGUAAAAUGCCAACUUGUGCUGCAUUUGCUGUGAAUGACAUGAGUAGAG
Gambusia affinis (western mosquitofish) is the source of this 3179-nucleotide messenger RNA. It is a transcript of the gene selenoo2, whose product is annotated as selenoprotein O2. NCBI's taxonomy places the organism in Eukaryota, Metazoa, Chordata, Actinopteri, Cyprinodontiformes, Poeciliidae. The record is from RefSeq and is a predicted model, not a curated record.